CCCGACCCGAGAACUGAAAGGGGAGCACCAGAACCGGUGAGUGAGCUCCCUCAGCAAAACAGCCAGAAAUUCUAGGGGUUUACCUCUAAACCUCAGAGCUCGCUCAUGGCGGCAACCAUCAGAAUUCUUCGUCUCCGCCCUAACCGGCGGCACGAAAAUUUUGUCCUGUUUUCUUCAUUCUCCACUUCCGACCACCACCACUCUAAUGCCAACUAUUUGGAUGAAAUCCGGAAGAAGGUAGCCGAUUCACGAAGACGAUUCCCCCCUCCGCCGCCACCUCCUACAGAUGGAGACCAGCCGCCUUCUUCUCCUUCACUUCGCUCUAAGCACAUCUCAUUUCAGGAGCUAUACCAGCGGAGUUUCGAUGCCCCAAAGCCGCCGGCCUCCAGUAAGGAACGCUUCGACGCCAUUCGAAAUAGUUUGAGCAAGCUCAAGGAGAAGAAUCCGGGCGUUGCUCUAGGGAAAACGAAUGAUCCUUUGUCGCUUAAUAAAUAUACGGAUAGUUUAAGGUUGAGGCCGGGAAAUCUGAGCCCCGUAGAACCGCCGACGGUGAUUGGCAGCGACAAAUUGCCGACCUCGAUACUUGGAAAGGAUAUCAAGGGUUUGAAGGAUGGGAAUAUCAGGCCAAAUGUUGGACAGGAGUUUGUGCGCAGCUAUACUUAUCAGGAGCUGGGGGAAAGGUUGAGAGCAUUGAGCCCUGAGCAUAAGGGAAAGAAGAAUGGGUUUUCGUUACGAGAGUUGAGUGAUAGACUGCGUAAACUUAGGAUGAUUGAAGAGAAAGAGUCCGAGUCUAGGGUUGGCGGAGUUCGAAAAGCUUUGAUGGAUGUUUUUCGUGGCAUUAAGUUUGAUGAUGAGAAGAUCACGAGGGUUCAGACAGUUCGGAAUCUUGAUAUUUUGGGCCAACUUGGAGAAAAUACAGAUUACUUAUCACAUCCUCCGAAGGAGAACUUAGUUGAGAAGUAUUUCGAUCCAGUUAACAUGUCAUCUGCAGAGAAAAUGAAGCUGGAGCUUAAGAAAGUGAGAGAUCAAUUUAAAAUGUCAGAGUCAGAUUGUGGUUCUGCUCGUGUUCAGGUGGCUCAACUUACGACCAAAAUCAAACACCUAUCAGGUGUCCUGCAUAAAAAGGAUAAACAUUCUCGAAAGGGUCUUCAAGCAAUGGUCCAGAAGAGGAAGAAGUUGCUGAAGUAUCUCCGAAGGACUGAUUGGGAUUCUUACUGCCUGGUGCUAUCAUCGCUUGGUCUUCGUGACAAUCCAGAUUAUAAGAACUAAACUGGCACCUGGUGAGUUUUAUGAAAGCCUAGGAAUUAGUUUUUGCUUUUAGGCUAAGCAUGCAGAAAUGCACUUCCUCCUAAAAUUGUUCUUUAGAACUAUAUUUUAUAUUACUCAUCUUUUCCUUCUUUUUAUUCACAUUUUCAAAAUUAUUAUUAUUUUUACUUGGUAUCUAUUUUUUUUUAAAUUAAUAAUGUUAUACUGUCAUUGUUUUUCUA
This is a messenger RNA of Ipomoea triloba (trilobed morning glory), 1487 nucleotides long. RefSeq lists its product as uncharacterized. The transcript is spliced from 5 exons. Gene Ontology annotation, biological process: translation. Gene Ontology annotation, cellular component: ribosome. NCBI's taxonomy places the organism in Eukaryota, Viridiplantae, Streptophyta, Magnoliopsida, Solanales, Convolvulaceae. Bases 106 to 1269 code for a protein of 387 amino acids. The record is from RefSeq and is a predicted model, not a curated record. Gene Ontology annotation, molecular function: structural constituent of ribosome.